UGGAAUUUCCAUUCAUUAGAAGAAAUUUUACUUGAGAUACGAGUGUUUUGAGUUACGAGUGUGGUCACGGAACAAAUUACAACCGAAUGACCUCGUGUUAAUUAAUUUCUUUACCAAUUCAAACCAGUCCGACUUCAAAUCUCACACGCUCCUCAGAAUGCAACGCAAUUUCUAAGGAAAUUACAGCCGCCAGAUUUAUGUUGACAUAAAAAAAAAAAAAAAGUUACUUUGACGCUGGUUGCUGGAGAAACUUCUUAUAGAAGCUCUGAUGUCACAAGACGUCACAUUCUGUAAUUGUAUAUUUUUUGGCAACAAUGCAAAUAUUUGUCACAAUUACUACAGUACGUAAUCUUCAGUAUCAUCUCUCCAUCAGUGUUGAAGGACAACACUCUUUUUUUCCUCCUUUGUUUGCUCAAACAUGCUACAGUAUGUGCGACAGAUAGGGUGGCAGUGAAUCUUACUCAGGACAGCCAUUAGAAAAGAUUGUGGAAUUCUCAUAUGGACAUUGGAGUAUAAUUCCCUUCCCGUUUUUUAAAAAAAAAAAAAACAUUUUAAAUAUAUAUAUAACAUAUUGUACUUCACUUUGGUUUAGGCUACAAAAGAAGAAAUGGCUUUUGCGCUUUGUACUAAGUCUUUCGUUUCUUGAACAGCAGAAAAUUCAGAAUGAUAUCUUGGAAUGUAAAUGGUGCUAAUUUUCAGGUCAAACGUGUUAAGGUAUUUACCCCCGACAUUAUUUUUCUCCAAGAGAUGCAUCUUAGAACAGAAGAUGUAUGUCAUUCAAAAAUAAAUGAAUAAAAACAAGUGUUUGGAGAGGUGUAGCACUUGGUGCUGGGCUGUCUUCAAAGAGCACCGCUGGGACUGUAUUACGCAAUAAGAAAUUGACAUUUGGUGUAGAGUUAAUAAGAUACCCAUCUCGGAGAUACAGCUGUAAAUCUACAUUCAUAUUUCUGUGGAAUGAAAGAAUUUACUUUCAACCCCUAAUUUGUUCAAAUUGUUUGCUUUUAUUUGAUUUUAUUUUUUUCAAGAAAUAAUUUCAAUUACAUGAGCAUUCGUCAUGUUGAAACUUUCAUUGACUGUACAGUCAAUGAACGUUUGAACAUAGCGAUGGUUGGGCCUCGGAACAGAUUCAUGUACGGGUAAUUGAAAUUACUCUACAAAUUAACAUCCCGUUACUCAAGUGUACAAAAGAGCGAAACGCUUUCCGGUGAUCGACUGCCGACUUAAGCUUAUCGUACUGAGCAGCCAAAACAGACGUGCGCCGCUUCCCAUGUCGCAAAAGGUUUCAGUUGCAAUUGUGGUCGUGAUCAAAUUUUCCUCUUUGCAAUCAUCAAUUCCCUUGUGCCUUUAAAGGUCUUUUCAUACUGCACGUAGCAGAGGGCAGCAGAGGGCAGCACGCCGUCGGCCAAGUCCUGAUUCGUGUAGUAUGUGCUGCCGCGGCACAGCGUUUGUGGCGGCGCGCAAGAAUUGAAUUGAAAUGAACUCUAUUAAAAUAAUGAGAAAUGUUCGAUUUGGGUAGAGGGAUUUCAGUCAUAAGAGAUUUGGGUGGACUUUUACAGCAAACAAUAUUGAGAAAUUGGAGAAAGUAACACUAAAUGUGGGCGUCUCAGUGUUUUGGGACACACGCGCACACACAAAUGAAAAAAUGAUGUACGGUACAUCGACAUGUAAAAGAAUCGAUGGUGGGAGACCUCCAACACGUUGCAUAAUUAUAUUGUACUAAGUUGGAUGAAAGUGGUAGAAACGUGGGAUUUUUAGCAUUUUUAGCAAUACAAAUGUUAGCGUAAAACAAAAUAUAGCAUAGCCGCAGAUAUGGGGUGCCGUUUGUUACAUUCUCGUAUUACUUUUGGUAUUUUUAAGGGUGCUAAGCAUGCCUGCGUCCGAUUACCGGCGCCAUGCAACAGUGUGUGUACGUUUGUCACAUAACGUGAGAAGUGUGGGAUUGUUUGGAGUUGGGGCCGCUUUUCCGGCGCCAAGGAAACGCGUGUCAGCCCGCUUGGGCAGAGGGACGCUCGUGAGCGCCCCCUCCUGAAACCCCACCCCCCGCACAUGCCGAGACCCUCGAAAGCAGCGAUGAAAGUGUCCCAAAAUAGAUCAAGAGAUGCGAGAGUGCGUUUACGGCUGUUUGUUAUCCGCACAAACUAUUCCUGGCCUCGCUUCCUGUCAGCACAUUCCAAUGGUAAAGAGUUCCACUUCUUCCACGCGUUUACACACAUGCACACACAGGUGGCUUCCCUUACUGGUAUCUGUACUUGAGUAUUUCAUUUUCCUUUUAGUUGUAUUCCCUACAUUUGACAACAGAUGUGUGUACGUUUUACUCCUUACUUUGUCAAAAUAUGCUCGUUGCUUUUUUUCAACGGCCACAGAUGACGACAUUAAAAAAGAAAACAUCGAGAGGCGCAAUGAUGAAAAAAAACAAAACAAACAAGUGCAGUAUGUCAAAUGAGGCUUCAAAAACGUGAAAGAUCGAGCAGUUCUCGGCGGUUAAGGGCGUGUCUGUCUGCUCUUCCGUCAUUCGCUCUGUGAUGUGCGCGCACUCACAGCCGACUACGAGGCGCUCUAACGCGGCCACGCCAGCAUACAAUCCGACUGUGCGAACGGAGGCGCUCACGUUCUUAUACGGUAGGAGAGCAACUAAUCAUGCCGGACUCCAAAGUGCAUUGCGAAGUGAUAUUUUAGCCACGCCCCAAAUAAUCUGGAAAAGUGCAAUGGUGGUUUAUCUUCAAACGUGUGUAAUGUAUUUAGAACAAAUCUGUGCAUUCACUGUCACAUUCAUUGUCUUUGAUACAGUUUGUGAGUACUUUUGCCACCUCUGACAGACAGACAGGCACGCGCACACGCGCACACACACCGUCAUGUGACCCUUGUACUGACACCUGCCAAGGACCCGGGCUAAUCCACACUUAGUACUCGCUUCCCCUCCCGUGACAUCAUGGCCAGGUCACAGGGCAGCGAAUCCAUUUCUUUAAUACCCUCCUCAUCCUCUUCACUUCUAACCUUUAACCCCCCACUGACAGUACCACCAUCUGGACCACAGAUAACACGAGGAUGUUUCCAAUGGCGUGCGUCUGGAUCGCGUUCGAGGCGGCCGGCAGAAGUACAAGCGCAGAAUGGACACGGAGAGCAGCGCCCCCUAUCUCCACCUGCACAGCGUCCUCCCACACAAGAAAACAUCGAGCGCCAACCAAGUGGUGUCGCUGCUGCUGCUGGCCGAACCCGAGGCCAUCUUGGCCAUGGCCGACCCCACGGUGCCCGACAGCGACAUCAAGGCGCUGACCACGCUGUGCGACCUGGCCGACCGGGAGCUGGUGGUCAACAUCGGCUGGGCCAAACACAUCCCAGGCUUCCCGUCGCUGUCGCUGGCCGACCAGAUGAGCCUCCUGCAGAGCGGCUGGAUGGAGAUCCUGAUCCUGCGCGUGGUCUUCCGCUCCCUCGCGCUGGACGAGCAGCUGGUGUACGCCGAGGACUACGUGAUGGACCGGGACCGGUCCAAGAUGGCCGGCCUGCUGGACCUCAACAAUGCCAUCCUGCAGCUGGUCAAGAAAUACAAAAGCGUUAGACUGCAGAGGGAAGAGUUCGUGCUCCUCAAGGCCAUCGCGCUCGUCAACUCAGACUCGGUGCACAUCGAGGACUCUGAGGCAGUCCAGCACCUCCAGGACGUCCUUCACGAGGCCUUACAGGACUACGAGCUUGCCCAGCACGCGCAGGACCCUCGACGGGCCGGCAAGCUGAUCAUGAGCCUCCCUCUGCUGCGGCAGACGGCCGCCCGAGCCGUGCAGCACUUCUGCGGCAUUAAGCGGGACGGGCGCGUGCCCAUGCACAAACUCUUCCUGGAGCUUCUAGAGGCCAAAGCCUGAACGUGAGAAGACGCUACGACACCGUGAAGGAUCACUAAGCUUUUUAGAUACAGUGCUACCUUGACUUACCUGUGCCCCAACUUAUGAGUUUUUUUUUUUUUUUUUUUUAUUUCUUCUUAUUUUUUUUAAUGCUAUGUGUUGCAGUCAAAAUUUGAGGUAUGAAUAGUUUUAGACGCGGUGCUGCUCGAGUGCAGUGAAAAAAACGAAACAAUUAAGGCACUGACUUGAGGGGCACUCCACUGCAUGAGAUUUACUCGUUUUCAUGUUAAAUUAGCAUCAAUUACAGUGUCCCCUGCUACAUUGCGUUUUAUCCUUCAUGCCCUCGCAAGAUCGUUUUUUUUUGAGAGAUUGUUUUUUAUUGUUUUUUUACAGGGUAAUUGGAUCAGGAUAUCCCGCAUUUAUUCUUUUCUUUUAUUUUUUUUAAACCUGAUUCCCUGCUUAGUCACAUUUCCCCCCAUUUUUUUUUUCAUGGACUGUCAAUUAUUCGCAGAUUUUCGCCAGUCUCGGUCGAGCUCGGCCCCUUUUUUCUGUGAAUAGCGGGGAUCCACUGUAUGCUUACUCACUGUAAUGCCCUCGCAUGUGGGCAAGGGGAGCCACAGUCGCUGAUGCACUUACAGCUAUUUUUUGAACUGGACAAACAUUCAAACAGACAACUAAAAAAUGAGAACAUUCGCAAGGAGCUGCUGUAGGCCACAGCCCACGAACAGACGCUCGCACGCAGAUUAACUGACUCCAGCUCCUGAUGGGCCACGGCCCUUAAAAGGCACACAUGCAACACUAAAGUUGCUGUUGUGACUUUUCAUCUUAAUUAUAAAUAAGUCAUAAAUCAAGGUACCACUGUAUUUUUUAUUUUUUUUAUUUUAUUAUUUUUUUUAAAUGUACCUUUUAGGUCAAAAUUUAUAUGACUUCCUGCAAAGUAGUCAGUGGGCAAAGCACAUGCAGGAUUACUUGAAGACCCCUCGUGGACGCGCUCAUCCUUCCGGCAUGCAUUUGAUUUCUUCACGGGGACAAAGUCCAAAAGUCUCGCCAAAAAGACUCUUGCUUCAAGAAACCAGCAACGUGAGGGAACGUGGCCUCGAGGACUUUCAGGGAGAGAAACUGUGCUUCAACAGAGUGAUAUUUAUUUGAAGAAAAAGUGGAUUUACUUGUAGCACUGAUCAUCAAAUGAAUGCAACCUCCAGCCUGCGGGCCAAAUACGGCCCACUGCAGCACCUCUAUUAACAAAUCCUCAGAGAUUAACGAUCUUCUAAAGAGCCCAAAAACAUUUAACCCGCAAAUGUUCAUAAUAUAUAAUAAUAUCUUCUUCUUUAUUUUUUACUUAUAAAUGUAUUAUGGCCUUUGGAGGACUUUUUAAGGUUCCACAUACCUGUUCUAAAUGUACAUAAAAUAUACAACUUAAUAAUUGUAAUACGGCAACCACCUCGUUCUUGUGGAAAUUUAGUAGGAUUUCG
This is a messenger RNA of Phycodurus eques (leafy seadragon), 5305 nucleotides long. RefSeq names its product estrogen-related receptor gamma-like. The transcript is spliced from 5 exons. NCBI's taxonomy places the organism in Eukaryota, Metazoa, Chordata, Actinopteri, Syngnathiformes, Syngnathidae. Gene Ontology annotation, cellular component: nucleus. Gene Ontology annotation, molecular function: sequence-specific DNA binding; nuclear steroid receptor activity; zinc ion binding. Gene Ontology annotation, biological process: regulation of DNA-templated transcription. The record is from RefSeq and is a predicted model, not a curated record. The coding region runs from base 3108 to 3854 and encodes 248 amino acids.